AUGACUCCCUCCCUCCCGCGCUGGACACACCUCAUCCGCUUCAUCGCCAUCGAAGACAACCACACCCACCUGGGGCAGUUGAUCGACACCUUGCGCGACGUCGGGCGGGACUCGGUCGAGGGCAAGGAAAUCGCCGUGUACGAAAUCGACGGGACAAUCUUCGAUGGCCGAGUCACCGAUCGCAUCUUGCACGUCCGGCAGCUGUUGUCGCCUGUGUCUCGCGAGGAGUGUAACUAUAUUCGGUGUUUAGGCUUGAAUUAUGGGGAGCAUGCAAAGGAAUCAAACCUCCCCCUCCCCCUUGCCCCAGUCCUCUUCACGAAACCCCGCAGCGCCCUAGCAAACCCCUACCCAGCACCAAUCAACAUCCCCUCUUGCGCCCAAGACGGCACAAGCGACUACGAAGCCGAACUCUGCGUCGUAAUCGGCAAGACGGGCCGGGAUAUCCCCGCAGAGCACGCCCUCGAAUAUGUACUCGGUUACACGGCGGCAAAUGAUGUAUCGGCGCGCAGUCUGCAGAGGGUCACGGCGCAGUGGUCGUUUUCAAAGGGGUUGGAUGGGAGUUGUCCCCUAGGCCCCGUCCUCGUUUCUCCAACUGCAAUCCCUGACCCGCAGACUCUAUCCCUAAAGGCCAUAUACAACGGCGAAGUAGUCCAGGACGGGCACACGGGGGAUAUGAUCUUUGACGUGCGCGCGCAGAUUGCGUAUCUCUCGCAGGGGACGACGCUGGAGGCGGGGACGAUUAUACUGACAGGGACUCCCGCGGGCAUUGGGGCAGUAAGGCAGCCGAGGAUCGUGUUGAGGGAUGGCGAUGAGAUUUGUGUACAGGUUGAGGGGCUGGGUACGCUUGUUAAUCGGGUUAGGUAUGAGUGA
Molecule: messenger RNA, 870 nt
Organism: Aspergillus calidoustus
Lineage: Eukaryota; Fungi; Ascomycota; Eurotiomycetes; Eurotiales; Aspergillaceae
Source: the annotation of a GenBank genome assembly